Molecule: messenger RNA, 2526 nt
Organism: Paramuricea clavata
Lineage: Eukaryota; Metazoa; Cnidaria; Anthozoa; Malacalcyonacea; Plexauridae
Source: the annotation of a GenBank genome assembly
AUGACCGGUCCCACGGUAAAUGGCAUGCCCAUAUUUCACUUGCUUUUGGCAUCAGGAGUUCUUGCUACUGGUAUGGAAUGUUCUAAAGUGUUACGGUUGUUUGCUGCCCUAAAGAUCCCAAACGUAAAACAACGGGAGUUAUCAAAUAUUUUCAAAUAUUACGCCAUCCCCACAGUGUACAACGUUUGGCAAAAAGAGCAAUUGUCAAGGCUGAAUGAAAUCGAUGGAAAAUCUGUUGUUGUGGCAUCUGAUAUGCGUGUCGACAGCCCUGGGCACAGUGGCCUUUUUGGUUCGGGCAGCACAAUGGACAUGGAUAGAAACACCAUCCUGGAUACACAAGUAAUCAAGCUAUAACGGGACCUAAAGUCCAGGGUUGCAGAUUGCUGAAUAAAUAAGCCAAACAUUGUUAUAAACGGCCCCUUCAAACAAAGAAAACAAAGGUUAUGAUAAUAAUAUUUGGCUUAUUUAUUCAGCAAUCUGGCAAGUGGCAAGCAUGACCUAAACUAUCAAGUCAACAGAUAACUUGCAUGUUAGACUAACUUUUGAUCUGAGCAAAAAAAGUAAAUUCCCAUGUUUAUCCUAACCCACCCUGUGAACUUUCCCUAUGGGAGGAAACCGGGGUGUCCGGUGAAAACCCCAUGACUUUUGGCAGAGAGUAAACUGACUCUUCACAUGGGCCCGCAACGAGAAUCGAACCCACGUUCUCAGAGGUGAAAUCUGCUUGCUCUGACUUUCGCAUGAUAUUAAAAUUAUCCCUUAGCAAUAACAUUGACCUAGGUCUGGAUAAUUCUUGAUAGAUAUCAUGCUCAGCCUCAUCCAAUAAUUGUUAAAUUAUCUAUGUGGGCUAUAUGAAUUAUUAAGUUACUAAUAUUAUUAAUAAUUAAUGAAUACAAUUUAGAAUUUAGUUUUUGCAAAGCUUAGAGUCUGAUUGUUGGAUUUAUGUUCAAUGUCUCAACAGUCCACAGAGGUGAAAAACUCGAAUGCAAUGGAGCUGGAGUCCUUAAAAAGACAAAUGAAAUAUUUAGAAGAUAACAAUGUUUGUGUGACAAAGCUGGUGACAGAUCGCCAUAUACAGGUUUCUGCAUACAUGGCCAAUGAGAAACCAGAUGUUGAACAUUCAUACAAUGUCUGGCAUUUGGCAAAAGGUAUGAUUGUUUUCACUAUUUAGGAUUAAUAACUUUUUUCUGUGCUGGUGUUGUGUACUCAGGUGAAUAUGAUGUUUGUGAUGUUACUCUGAGUGUAUAUCCACACCGAGCGAACUUGAAAAAUAUGCCUGUGUGGAUAUACACGCAGAGUAACAUCACAAACAUAAGAUUAAUAAUUUGUUUCACACAGUGCAGAAUGACUUUUUCUCUCAAAUCGUGGAUAUUGUAUUAUCUGGCAUGCUCCCCCCCCCUUGCUGGACCCAACCUUCCCAAGCGGACCCAACUUUCCCAGAGGGGGCCCCGGAAUGCUGGAAUUGCGGAAUGUGUUAAAUAUUAAGGAAUAUUCUGAAAAAUUGAGGGUGAAAAAGGUCUGAAAAAGUAUUUUUAACACACCAUUAUCGCAAAAUGUUUGGAAAAUUUUUUUGGGACGUUUUAUUUUCACAAAAACCAUCAACCCCGACCCUGUAUUGGUCUCAAAUCUCAAUCACCAUGCUGCCCAUAUGUUUAAGUGGCAUUGUUUAAUUCACAAUAACCAAUCAAUAACUUAUAUUUAAAGGAGAAAAGAAGAAAUUGACAAAGCUUGUCAAAAAAAGAAAAUUCAAAUCAAUUAAACCAUGGAUUGGCGUGAGUAAUUCAUGUUUAUGUGUAUAGGAUGCAAGUGAAAAAAAUAUAUGCUAUAGUGUCAAUUCUGUUGCAUUAAUUUUGUGUUUCUUUUUGUCUACUUGACAGUCAAUUAUUAAUCAUAUCUACUGGAUUGGGGACUCAAGUACGACUGAUGACGAACGGGAGGAGAAAUGGCGCAGCCUUCUCAACCAUAUUGUUGACAUUCACAAACAUGAUGGGAAUACAUUGUUUGUUGAAUGUCUUCAUGGCACACUAGAAAGAGAAUGGCUUAAACAAGGUUUGCUAAUUUUCAUUUUAACCCAUAGAGCCGCAAUGCACCCCAGUGUGCCCUACUAUCAUUUUUUACUUGUGUAAUGCGAGACAACUCCACUCAAUGGGGAAGCUCUGCAGCUUAAUGGAUUAACCCAUUAAGCGCCAGCGCUCUCCUCCCUGGCCUUGGUGAGUACAAUAGUCUGGCAUUAGACAGAGUAAAAAAUGAAGUAGGUCGCAUCAGGGCACAAUGCAACUCAAUGGGUUAAUCAACCAUCAAAUCAAAUAUGCACCCGUCAUCCCCUAUGUACCCUACAUUACUUCCUUACCCUUUAUACGUGUUAUAGGAUCUGCAGCUUACAAAAAGUUAACUGAGAUGCUAACAAGGCCUCGGCUGAUUACAGCAAUUCGAAAGCUAUCCAACUAUCAUCAGACAUCUGGUUUGGAGGCCAAGCAUGCAGUGGACAAUCAGCUUGCUUCAAAAAACACUUAUCACUCGUACCAGUGA